AUGGCCACCGCCAGCAACCAACAGGCCCUCGUCGUCAGCAUCUCGGGCUGCUCCUCGAGCGGAAAAACCACCCUCGCCCGGCUGCUGCGGGACAUUUUCCCCGGCUCCUUUAUCCUCCACGAGGAUGACUUCUAUAAGCCCGAGACGGAGUUGCCGUACAAGAAUGGCCUGCGCGACUGGGACUGCGCCGAGGCCAUCGACGUCGCCGCCAUGGCCGACGCCCUCUGCUAUAUCCGCCAACACGCCUCCUUUCCGCCCACGCUCGAAUCCAAGGAGGACCAGAACGCUGUCGGCCAGUGUCCCGUCAACGACGCCGCUGUCGCCGCCGUCAAGGCCAAGGUCGCCUCGGCUCUGGGCGCGUCGCACCCGCUGCACGGCUCCCUCCGCCUCUGCCUCCUCGACGGCUUCCUGCUCUACUGUCCGUCCAUGGCGGCCCUGCUGAACCCCUGCCUGGAUCUCAAGCUCUUUGUUCGGGCCUCGUACGCCAGGACCAAGGCCCGUCGCGAGGCCCGGCUUGGCUACGUUACCAUCGAGGGCUUCUGGCAGGACCCGCCGGGCUACGUCGACUCCGUCGUCUGGCCCAACUACGUGGCCGACCACGCCUGGAUGUUCGACGACGGCGACGUCGAGGGCCGCUUCAGGGGCCGUGCGCUCGACGAGGCGGGCAUCCGGGUGUUGAAGGAGGCCCCGGUCGAUGCCGACAUGGAGGUCCUGCUUGGCUGGAUGGUCGACGCGAUUCUGGCCGAGCUGCAAAAGCAUGCAUAG
Messenger RNA from Hirsutella rhossiliensis, 765 nucleotides. RefSeq names its product AAA domain-containing protein. Gene Ontology annotation, cellular component: cytoplasm. The record is from RefSeq and is a predicted model, not a curated record. The transcript is spliced from 3 exons. The coding region runs from base 1 to 765 and encodes 254 amino acids. NCBI's taxonomy places the organism in Eukaryota, Fungi, Ascomycota, Sordariomycetes, Hypocreales, Ophiocordycipitaceae.